This is a messenger RNA of Wyeomyia smithii (pitcher-plant mosquito), 1419 nucleotides long. Its product is annotated as eukaryotic translation initiation factor 2 subunit 1-like. The coding region runs from base 173 to 1195 and encodes 340 amino acids. Gene Ontology annotation, molecular function: RNA binding; ribosome binding; translation initiation factor activity. The transcript has 4 exons. Gene Ontology annotation, cellular component: eukaryotic translation initiation factor 2B complex; eukaryotic translation initiation factor 2 complex; eukaryotic 48S preinitiation complex. NCBI's taxonomy places the organism in Eukaryota, Metazoa, Arthropoda, Insecta, Diptera, Culicidae. The record is from RefSeq and is a predicted model, not a curated record.
UGAUGCAUCUCUGUGCUACGCGCAUUUGACAGACGUUAAACAAUGUUUUCUUCGGUAGCUUCUUUCUGUCAUCGUUGAUUCGGCAUUUGCCACAUGUAUAUUACAUCAGUGACAAAACUCCCUGAAAUUUAAGUGAAAUCUUCAUCAAAACGGCGAAUCCCUACUAAACAAAAUGGUGUUAUCAUGUCGGUUCUACAAGCAAAAGUAUCCAGAGGUCGAGGAUGUUGUCAUGGUUAAUGUUCGUUCUAUAGCAGAAAUGGGAGCGUAUGUGUAUCUGCUGGAGUAUAACAACAUCGAAGGGAUGAUACUACUUUCGGAGUUGUCCCGUCGGCGCAUCCGUUCAAUUAAUAAAUUAAUCCGGGUAGGCAAAACCGAACCAGUCGUCGUUAUUCGUGUUGAUAAAUUCAAAGGUUAUAUCGAUUUAUCUAAACGACGUGUUUCACCGGAAGACGUAGAAAAAUGUACCGAACGAUUUGCCAAAGCCAAGGCUGUAAAUUCAAUUUUGCGGCAUGUUGCCGAUAUGAUGAAGUUCAAUAACCAACAGCUCGAGGAAUUGUACGAAAAAACUGCCUGGCACUUCGAGGAAAAGCUUAAAAGUAAAGCCGCUGCGUAUGAUGUGUUUAAGCAGUGUGUAAUUGAUCCUUCUCUACUUGACGAGUGCGGUCUUGAGCCGGAGGUACAGGAGUUACUGUUAAGCAACAUUAAGCGAAAACUUACCUCGCAAGCCGUGAAAAUUCGUGCGGAUAUUGAAUGUGCUUGCUAUGGUUAUGAGGGAAUAGAUGCUGUUAAGGCAGCUCUUCGUGCAGGUUUAGAGUUAUCCACCGAAGAACUACCCAUAAAAAUAAAUCUGAUUGCUCCCCCGUUAUAUGUCAUGACAACCUCUACGCCGGAAAAGGCCGACGGCCUGAAAGCGCUGGAAGUAGCAAUCGAAAAAAUAAAGGAGACAAUUGAGGAUCUCGGCGGUGUGUUCAAGGUACAGAUGGCACCCAAAGUUGUCACGGCCACUGAUGAAGCUGACUUGGCCCGCAAAAUGGAACGAGCCGAGGCAGAAAAUGCGGAAGUGGACGGUGAUGACGAAGAAGAUGAGAACGAAGAGGGUAUUAAAUAUAAUCCGGACGGCGAAGAAGAUGAUAUCGAAGGAGAUGAUAAGGAAAACAGUGCCGAGGAGGGUGAGGACAAAAAAGAACUAGAGUGAAUUACAAAUUCUAGCGUUAGUUGAAUGCAAACAAACAACAGCGAACGCGUCGUUUCUUCCGAACGCCGUUGAUUAAUUAUUUAAUAGAGAUUUACAAACAGUUCACAUCAAUUUGUUUUCCAAGAUCGAAGUUUUGUAAUUCCGAUGAAGGCAGUUUGUCAUUUUUGUUCGACUACCAUAAACAAUGCAUACCAGACAAAUGAAAGAAAGUGUAUUAACUAAUA